Messenger RNA from Pimephales promelas (fathead minnow), 3634 nucleotides. It is a transcript of the gene gnl1, whose product is annotated as G protein nucleolar 1. Gene Ontology annotation, molecular function: GTP binding; GTPase activity. Lineage: Eukaryota; Metazoa; Chordata; Actinopteri; Cypriniformes; Leuciscidae. The record is from RefSeq and is a predicted model, not a curated record.
AGCGUCCAUCCACCCCGUCAGUAGUAGUGGGCUGUCACAGAAAAGUCCAUGCGAGUAGCGGGGAAACUUCACGAAUGUAAAUAUAGACCUAAAAACGGAGUUUACGUCCUCGCGCAUUCUUUCUUUUUUCUCCUUUGAUCCAUGUGAACAUGCCGCGCAAAAAGCCUUUUAGUAACAAACAGAAAAAGAAGCAGCUCCAGGUGAAACGCGAGAAAAAGAGAGGAGAACCAGGUUCAAGUCAUAGUAGCCGAAAUGCCAGUGUGGAGAGAGGACCUGGCAGAGACAGACAAUCGGAUACAUCAGACAGCGAGACGACAGACAUCAGGAGGAUCAACCAUCAGCCUGGUGCCAGAGACGGCAGAUAUGACCCCAACAGAUUCCGUCUGCACUUUGAGAAGGAGAGCAAGGAGGAGGUGGAGAAGAGGAAGAAAAUAGCGAUGAAGAAAAUCCUGAAGCCGGUGGCAGAAAAGGAACUAGAGAUGGAUAUAUACCAGAUCUUCCCCGAAGAGAAAGGCCUGGAUAUCCCACGGCGGCCAUCGUGGCAUUACGAAAUGCGGCGAGAGGAGUUGCUGCGGAAAGAGGAGAAGUCAUUUCUGGAGUAUCUGGACACUCUUCACUCCAAGAACCCACCUGGUAGCCUCAGCCACUUUGAGCACAAUCUCGAGACAUGGAGGCAGCUGUGGAGAGUAUUGGAGAUGUCUGAUGUCAUUCUGCUCAUAGUGGAUAUCAGACACCCAGUGCUGCAGCUUUCUCCUGCUGUGUAUCACUACAUCACUGGUGAGUUAAAGAAGCACAUCAUCCUGGUGCUCAAUAAGGUGGACUUGUGCCCCGCCCCGCUGGUGUUGGCAUGGAAACACUACCUGACUAAACUGUUCCCCCACCUGCACUGUGUCUGCUUCACCUCGCACCCAGGACAACCCUACAGCACCCUUCUACAGAAGAAGAGGGUGAGGAAGAAAGCAGGAUGGAAUCAGGUAGGAGGGCCGUUCCAAAUCAUGAGAGCGUGUCAGGAGAUCACAGCAGGAAGAGUGGAUUUGAACAGCUGGGAGAAGAAGAUCCAGAGGGAUGCUGUUGCUGUGGGAACAGAGGGGGAUCGGGCUGAUGAUGAUGGAUCGGAAUCUGUGCUGAUGGAGCAUCAUACUGAUGUUGCCAUGGAAAUGAACAGCCCCACGCAAGAACUUUAUAAAGAUGGAGUACUAACCUUGGGCUGCAUAGGUUUUCCUAACGUAGGCAAAUCUUCAGUGCUGAACAGUCUGGUUGGCAGGAAGGUAGUGAGUGUGUCUCGAACCCCAGGUCACACGAAAUAUUUCCAAACAUACUACCUCACUCCCACUGUGAAACUGUGCGAUUGUCCUGGGCUUGUCUUCCCUUCCCAAGUGGACAAGCAACUACAGAUCCUGGCUGGUAUAUAUCCAGUGUCCCAGCUGCAAGAGCCUUACAGUUCAGUAGGAUACCUGUGUGAACGGACCGACUUCCUGUCUGUAUUAAAGCUGAAACAUCCCGACCACUGCCCAGAAACGCCACGUGAGGGGGCCACACAGGACUGGACAGCAUGGGACGUGUGUGAAGCCUGGGCUGAUAAGAGAGGUUAUAAGACUGCUAUGGCGGCCCGCAAUGAUGUUUAUCGAGCAGCCAACAGUCUACUGCGUUUGGCAAUCGACGGACGGUUGUGUCUGUGUCUGCGGCCACCUGGAUACUCUCAGAGUAAAGAUGAAUGGGAAUCACACCCAGGCCUGUCCGAGAUCAUCGCUCUACAAGGAAGAAAGGACGAUGAGGAUAGGGGUGACAGGGAAGACGACGACGGUGAAUCCAGCUCAGAGCUGGAAGAGGACAACGAUCGAGACGCAGAUGAUGAUGAAGACGCUUAUGGGGAUGAUGAAGAUGAUACCGUGAAGGCUUGCAAGAAGGGCCUCACUCUCAACAUGUUCAGUGUGUUAAGACAAAAUGAGUGUGAGUGAGGGAUGACAUCUCUCUCCUUCUCAUUCCAUGUUCAUACAUUCCGGUGUCUUUAUGUAUCACUGAUCUCUUUAUGACCAUCUCAUUUCAAUCUGCAAUGUGUCAAUCAAAGAACAUUUAUUUCUCAUUUGACGCUUAUUGCACUCUUAUACAGACCAAGUUAUAGACAAACACAACACAUCCACCAUUCUGCCUGUUUUUGCUGCAGUAUGAGGCUGGUUUUGUGUUCUAUGUCAACCUCUUUGUGCCUCUGUACCUUCUCUGCUUUUCAUUAUCAUCAGAAAAGUAUCAAAAUACUUUUGUACCUCCUGCAUGCAGCCUUUUCCCUUUCUGAAAGGUCUGAGGGAAUGUCUUACAACCAGUGAUUGUACAAUCAGUGUUACUAAACAAGCAUUGAUGAAUACAAUCACUGAUUUAUUAUCAAUCUCACAGCAGUGAUGCCAAAGGUCAGGUGAGGUCAGAAGUCACGUUUUGACCUCAAACUGUGAGUUUCCCCCCAUGUGAAUGUAUUUUAACCUCAACCUCAGUACCGAAAACCUCGGCAUGUAGGGCAAGUAUGAGGAUAAGAAAUAGAGGCACAAGCUGUUGACUUCAGAAGAUUAUUUUGAUAAAAAGAAGUUAUGGACACUCAAAGCACUUUUAAAGCAAAAGGCAGCAACCAGCAGUCUUUUACUGUUGAAAACUUUCAUUUCUGAGCAGAUACACGUUUAUUAUGCGGGUAAUGAAGUGAGGGUGUCAUUUUGGGUUGCAGUAGGAGGGACUUUAUGCCACAAAAUGUUCUAGACUAUGCAAAGUUAAAAGAGGUAUUAGAAAAACCUGAUACACAUUGUACAUGCACACUGACACAAGCUACUCGAAAAGUUUGGGAUCAUGUUCUUUUGGACUAAAAAGUAGAUUAGAGAGUGGGUUGGUUUUGAAGAACUAGAGUUUGUGCACUUUUGCUGUAGGACUCAGGUAAAGGUGAUGAUGUGAUGUUAGACCUUCAUCACAGAUGCGCAGAGAGACCGAUACAAGAGUGCUGGUUUCCUGCUUUUCAGCCUCCAGCCCUGCAUGCCCUUGCUUUGGGACUUCAUGUGGGUGUGAUAGUGUGUGAAUCAUUCUUUCUUUAUUGAAAUGUUAAUUAUACUGACAGAAACAGCCCUCUGCAAUAAAAACGUUCCCCUGAUUCUUUGCUAUCGUUAUGUUUGCAUAAGAGGACACAGCUACUUAUUUCUUUACAUACAGUGACAAUAUAGUGUAAAGAAUAAUGUAGGCGAACAUAAAUUUAUGGUAACAUCUUUAUGUGAAAUGUAUAAAAUUGUGUGUUAGCAUUGUAUAAACUUCACAAAAAAAUAUAAGUCUUUGGAAGGUUUUUUUUAAUUAUUAGAUUUUGGUCUAUUUGACUUUUUAUUAGCCCUUCUUUUUCUCAAAAAUACACUAAGCGUUUAUUUUACUGCACUUUAUCUGUAGAUUUCAAUUACAAAACAUAUCUUUAAAGGCCAUUUUCUCAAACUGAGUUUUUUUCUCAUGCACUGAGCCAGAAAUAGCCACCUUAGUAGCACUUCCAUACACCAAACUCUUGUUUUAUUCCCAUCUAUAUUAUGACGGUUUUUACAGAGGGCUUUGUUCAUAUUAUAUCACCUGCUUGGUUACAUUGUGAAAAAUAAUUACAGGCUGUAAUAAAAAGAGAUAUCAGUUC